AUGGCCGUCGCGACGCAGUCCGCUCAGGGUGCUGCCUCGACUUCCGCGUCCGGGGCGGCGGGCUCGACACGCAACAGCGAAUCCAGCUUCACUGCGUUCGCUCGCGUCCUGCAGGCGUGCAAAGAUCUCGAUCCGGCCGCAAGGAUCGAUCCGGAUGGUGGCACCGCUUUGCUGUUCGCAGAUGUCUGCUCGGGUCUAGGCGAAGAAGCGCUGGACAAUGCAGGGUAUGUCGCACGCCAUGCGGACCAGAACCUUGAGGACGACGACCGAGCAGCAUGGCAACUAGAACAGAACACCUGGAGGCUCAUCCACGGGCUCACUUCCGAGAGGCUACACCGACUCGAACGACAGUCUCAACUCGCAUCAGAGGAACAGCAAGAUAAGGCGAUGCAGGCCUACGAAACGCCGCUUGCAGCGAUACAGAGCAUCUUCGAAAAGGAAGAGCAUCUCAACGAGCUCCGAAUCAUCCGCGAAUGGCUACAGGACACGCUCGCUCCCAGGCACAUUGUUGAAGUACGCAAAGGCUACCUUGCAUUCACCAAGAACCGCGUCCGCGCCGAGAAGCGUGCCAGCGUCGGAGGAGGCUCCACGGCGAAUGACGGACGCAAGCUGACGUUCGGCUCGGCUGCCAGCUCGAGCUUUGCACCCAAGAACCGCGGCAAAGCAGUCAAGAACUUGGACCCGGAUGCGGUCUCGCGAGGUGAGGGCGGCCUCGAGCUCGAAGACGCUACAUACGAAAAGGCGCUGCUGCGAACUUUGUUCGAGUACGCGCGAGCAGGCCGCUUGGACGCCGCAUUUGAUCUUUGUCACCAGACCGACCAGAGCUGGCGAGCAGCAACACUUCGCGGUGCCAUGUUGUAUCACGAUCCCGCCGUCGGCUUCGAAGUGCAAGACGUCGACCGAGUCGUGGGCAAUCGCAACCGAUCACUGUGGAAGUCAGCGUGCAAGAAAUUGGCGGCCAACACCAACUUGGACGAAUUCGAAAGGGCAUUGUACGGAUCGCUGGCAGGUGACCUUUCCUCGGUGGCCCACGUCAGUCAGAGCUGGGAGGAGCUCCUCUGGGCACACGUCAAUGCCAAGCUGGAAGCUGCAGUCGACCUGAAGCUGGACGAGAGGCACAACUGGUGGAGUCAAGAGGCGGACGUCGAACUCUUCGGCGAGGGUGAGCACGGCGCUGUCAAACUCUCACAAGGCGUCUCUUCCACCUCAUCCGCUGCCGCUGCGGCCGCAUCCUCGGGAGGCGGAGAAGGGCCACAAGUCGGAAAGGUCUCGAAGAACGAGAUCGAGCUAGGAUCCCUCAACGGCGUCUUCGAAAAGCUCAGCCAAACGCAGUCCAACAGCAUCCAUCUCGAGGCCAACAACCCUUACCGCCUCGUGCAGAGGAGCAUCAUUUCCAACAAUCUGCCAGAACUCUUCAACCGAUUUGCGGACAACCUUGGCGACAUGCAAGCCAGUCUUGAGCCUGCAACAUUCGCACGGCUGCUGCGUUUCUUUGCUCAUUUGAUCCUUUACCUGCGCUUGCUGUCGAUCUCGCUGCCAGACUUUGCAUGCAACGCGAUCCUGUCGUGUUAUGUGCAGGUGCUCGAGGCAGCCGGCGAGUCGGAUCUGGUGGCCAUGUACGCCAGCUCGCUCGAGCCCCAAUCGGCAACGAGAAGCUAUGCCAAUUUCUUGCGAUCCAUGGAUGUCAAUUCGAGCUGCGAAGCAAAGGCGCAUGCACUUCGACAAGCAGAGGAGCACAACCUCGACUUCGCAGCGGUGGCCAGGUGCACGGUCGACAUUGUGUUUGACGAACUCUUCCCGACCAUCAUGUCCGACUUUGACGAGACGGCCGGCUUUGGCGGAGCGAGAAGCGGGCCAGGCAAGCUCGACGCAGCCCGAUUCGACAUUCGUCUCGAUGCCAAUGAAGAAGCUCUGGUGCGCGCCAUCGAUUGGCUCACCUUUGAUCCAUCAACGUACGCCGAUGCUAUCAUCCAAUCGAACAACCUCACACGACUCUUCCUGUCGACGGGACGACUGCACGCGGCCAAGGUGCUUCGUGACCGCAUGCCGAGCGACAUCUUGGCGGUGCUCGACAUUGUCGACGUCUCGAUGGACCAGAACAUCGAGCGCUCGGGCUGGGACACCUUCUUCACGGCUCUGGAAGCGCACGUGGCCUACAAGGCCUUCUGGACCACACGACCUGCGGAUGUGGCGGCUGCGGGCGCUCGUACCGGCGGUCUGUCCAAGCUGGAGCGCAUGAAUUGGACCAAGGCGCUGAGCCAGGUGGUGGAGCAAGCGCGCGAACUGGAUCUGGUGCUACUCAAGCGAGAUUGGCUCAAGAUUCCACUUGACCAUACAAGCGGUGGCCUCGAGACGGAGCGAAGGGCGCGGGAGUUGUUCGACAUCCGACAGACCUACAUCCCCGAGAUCGUGUUCCGCCUGCACGACAUGCUGGUGGAGUCGGCCAGCGUGAUCCCGACCAAUCUCAACAUGGCACUGCGUCUCUCCGAGAUCGUGGCCGACGAGCGACACAAGAUCUAUCUCGAGUUCAUCCGAGGCAACGGGCAGAACUUGCUGCAGGACUACCUGCUGCGCGUCCGCGAAGCAUCCUUGUUGCUGCUCGAGAAUGGCGGCGACGUCUUUGAGAAGGCAGUCGAGUCGUAG
Messenger RNA from Kalmanozyma brasiliensis GHG001, 2643 nucleotides. Its product is annotated as Nuclear pore protein. Bases 1 to 2643 code for a protein of 880 amino acids. Lineage: Eukaryota; Fungi; Basidiomycota; Ustilaginomycetes; Ustilaginales. The transcript has a single exon. Gene Ontology annotation, biological process: protein import into nucleus; regulation of DNA-templated transcription; mRNA export from nucleus. Gene Ontology annotation, cellular component: nuclear pore outer ring; nuclear pore. Gene Ontology annotation, molecular function: structural constituent of nuclear pore. The record is from RefSeq and is a predicted model, not a curated record.